Chanos chanos (milkfish) is the source of this 2917-nucleotide messenger RNA. RefSeq names its product family with sequence similarity 114 member A2 (gene fam114a2). The transcript has 14 exons. The record is from RefSeq and is a predicted model, not a curated record. Bases 100 to 1617 code for a protein of 505 amino acids. Lineage: Eukaryota; Metazoa; Chordata; Actinopteri; Gonorynchiformes; Chanidae.
AAAGGAUCAAGAAGUCCAGUGACGUGGCCUCACGUACAUUCUAUGGGCUCUUAGGACCAACUGAACGACCCAAGGACUUCAUAGUGAAUAUGUUUUAAGAUGUCAGACAAUGAAAGCCCUACCAGCAACCCCGCUGACAAUGCGGAGGUCAAAACCCCGGAGCAACCAUCACCGACACUCUCUGAUUCACCUCCCGAAACUCCAAGCGACAAUUCCACCGACGUCGCCCCUUCUCGAAAGACUAGGAAAAGGCCAGAAAACAAAACUCCCGUCGAAUCACAGGAUUCCUCAGAGACACCAAAACCCUCAGAAGAAUCACCAAAGGAGCCCAGUCAGUCUUCAGUGGCACAGAGCGGUUGGGGUUACUGGGGAAAUUGGGGAAAAUCUAUUCUUUCCACUGCCAGUGCCACCGUAGCGACAGUAGGUCAAGGUCUGUCCCAAGUUAUUGAGAAGGCUGAGACUUCGCUAGGGAUACCCACUCCAGAAGAACUGUCUGCAGGGGUCGAAGAAGAGGAAAAAACUGACGUGAGCACGCCGAGCAGUGGGCCGGACAAACCAGACGGGGAGGGGCCAUAUGGAAUGGGCGGAGCCAUGGGAAUGCUUUCCUCUCUCACCAGUGUGGUUCAGAGCACGGGUAAAACAGUCAUAACUGGAGGUCUGGAUGCAUUGGAGUUCAUUGGGAAGAAAACCAUGGAUGUGAUAGCUGAGGGGGACCCUGGCUUUAAGAAAACAAAGGGACUGAUGAACCGAACCUCCACACUCUCUCAGGUCUUGCGGGAGGCGAAAGAAAGGGAGGAGCACGAAACGGCCCAGCAGGUAACCACGGAGACGGAGAAGAAGGCUCAUUAUGGGAUGCUUUUCGACGAGUUCCAGGGUCUGUCUCACCUGGAGGCUCUGGAGAUCCUGUCCAGAGAGAGCGAGUCGAAGGUGAAGUCGGUCCUGGCGACUUUGUCCGGCGAGGAACUGGCCCAGCUGAAAGAGGAGCUGGAACUCAUCAAAGAGCCGUUCUCCCUGGUGGAAUUCGACGAUGAUGACGUGGACGAUGCCAAAGACGAUGAUGGCGUGGAGUUUGAGACGGAGCUGACGGAAGCUCUGAAGAGACUACAGAUAUCUGCCACUGCCGACAAGCUGAACAAGGCCAGGACGAACGCUUUUGACCGUUUGCCCGAGGUGAAGGCGCCAGCAGCGGAGACGCAGCCGGAGGAAGAGAAGAAAGAGGAGGAUGCCGUGAAGAGAUGCACAGUAGAGGAGGUUCACUCUGCAGCUAUCACCAGUCUGGCGGAACUGACGGCCAGGUCGAUAGAACAGUUCCACAAAGUGGCUGAGAUGGUUCUCCACAGCGACGAGCAGGAGGUGACCGCCACAGAACAAGCCAAAAUCCUCUCCCAAAUUACCAUCGUUUUAUGCAAGGAGAUAUCACUGUUGUCAAAGAAGUUCACAUCUUGUUUAACCACUGUCGGGUCACAGGAAAAAGGAGAGGUCCUAAACCCACUCAUAACUGGCGUCUUCCUAGAGGCUUCCAACAGUGCGUCUUACAUCCAAGAUGCUUUCCAGCUUUUAAUGCCUGUAUUAGAGGUUUCACACAUUCAGAGGACAGCGGACUCAGGACAACCGUAACCAACAGCGACCACAAACCAGCUCGGAUAACGAAAGCAUUAUUUUUUUCCCUCUCUCUCCGGUCAAAGAACAGUUCUCUGGCAUUAUUUGUGCAAAUGUAUAUUUUCAUUGGAAGUGAAAAUGGAUCUGUUUCUUUUAGGUAUCAAAUUGUGCUGUCGUCACCCACGGUUAAUAAAUUUGAACAUUUAUCUUGUGUAUCGGCGUUUAUCGAUGCAGAAUAUGAUUCGGUUUCUCUCGUCUUAAUCUCUCUCUCUCUCUCUCUCUCUCGCUCUGAACGCAAGACUUGUGGGGUUUUCGGUCAUUUGAAUAUUUUUUGAAAAACAUAUUCAUUUUCCCCUCAGCAGUUUACGUCUUGUAUGAAUAGAAACGCUUAAAAUCAUGUAUUGCAUCUCUUGGAAUAUUUUAUCAUAUUCAAAUGCUUGGGCUAGUUAUUAUCAGUAAUGGUUUAUUGUGCAGUGAUCAUAGCUGUAAACUUUUGCUGGAAAACUCAGCUACAUGCAUCAGAUUCAUAUCAGUAUUUACUUUUGGGUCCUUUUUUUUACCCAUUUGUAUGAAUAUAAGUAUUUUACUGGGUCUUCUGAAAACGAACACACUUUGGUUUGUCAACGGUGAAAAGCAUGAACCUUGUAUCCGCACCUUUAAACUUUACAAAAUGUACUUCUCUCUAACCAGCACAUUACAACUGUAGAUUUUCUUAAAACAAAAAAAUAUGGUCUUGAAUGAAAGUGUAAAAAAAAAAAAAAGAAAGAAAGAAAGAAAGAAAAACACUAUUUUGAGAUAAUGUAUUUCCUGCUAUUGGUGGUGCCAACACAAACCUAUCAAAAAUUGUAACUUUUUUUUUUUCCUUCUUUUUUUUUUUGGUCAAGUCCUGGGUCGAAUAAGAUUUGGAAAACUGGACCUGUUCCCCCACUUCUCUCACAGUGUUCCUGUCCCCUUGCCGUGUGUGUGCUCUUGUUUUCUCUAACUAAAAUUCUUACAGGACUGACUGUGUUAGUGUUCAAUCAAAAGAGCCACUCAAAUGCCUUACAGACUCUAUAUCAAAACUGCCAUUUGUCCUGCUCAUAGAGACCAAGGUGACAAAGAAAAGAGCCACUGAGGAGAACUGGGACAGGGUUCAGUCAUUCAAAUACUUGUUUGAUGAGUUUGUAGUUCCUCUGUGUACAAUAAUUAAUAUAGCUUGGUUUAGGAAAUCCCAUGUAAUUCAUAUAAAAUGUUGAUUUUGAAGGUUUUUUUAUAUAUAUAGUACUCAGUAUUUUGGCUAUGCUGCGAUAGGUGUGCAGACUGAAUGUAAAGGAUAGCA